AUGGUUCGCGAGCGCAAAGAGAAAAGGGCCAAGAACAUCAAGCUCAAGCAGCCUGACCGGUCCGGCCCGACGGACAAGACGCUGCUCGACAUGGCCAACGAGAGGAACCUCUUCAAGCAGGCCGCCGCCAAGGAGCGCAAGAACAAGCGCCAGAAUGGGGAAGGGGCUGAGGACGAUGAUGAUGACGACGAAGAGGAGGGCAUACCUCCUGGUGCAGAGCGCAUCCUCGAGACGCUGCUCUACACCGUGUCCCUGAGCAUGCUGCACCUCACCCUCGACGUGCUGGUGCAGCAGCAAUAUGCCAUCGAGAUGGAGUGGUUCAAGAUCAUACAGAGGGCUCUCCAGGCACUCAUGGUCUUCACUGCCCUCGUCUACGCUCUUCAUCCCCACCAUGCCGCCACCACCGUCGUCCCCGGUCUGCCCCAGCGCUUCCAGAACCACACCCGACAGGCGAUAUUCCUCGCGAUGGGAACGGCCGCCGGGCCCCCGGCCCUUGGGUGUCUCUGGGUCUGGUCCAUCAUCGAGCUGAAUCUUGGCCUGGCCGUGGCUAGUCUUGCCGCGUCGGGCUUCUUCUUCUGGCAAGGAGGAUAUACUAUUCGGUGA
Messenger RNA from Diaporthe citri, 603 nucleotides. RefSeq lists its product as uncharacterized. The record is from RefSeq and is a predicted model, not a curated record. The coding region runs from base 1 to 603 and encodes 200 amino acids. NCBI's taxonomy places the organism in Eukaryota, Fungi, Ascomycota, Sordariomycetes, Diaporthales, Diaporthaceae. The transcript has 3 exons.